UUUUUUGUUAUUUUUAAGAAUUUGUUAAUAGAUUUUAAAAAAUUAAAAAAUCUCGUUCCUCGUUCUCGUUUAUUUUUGAAUUUUUUUCGAUGGCUUGCCAACCUGCCAAAUUAUUUUUUAAUUAAUUUAAAUUUAUUUUUUAGAAAAUUUUUUAAUAUUACCUCCUUUUCCCUUUAAUGGAUGAUGAUAUUUCGUCUGUUAUUUGUAACGAAAUUGUAGAGAAAAUAGAAGAUGAACAACAACAAAAUUUAAUUUCCCCUAGUGAAUGUCAACCUUCUACCUCCUCAACAACCUCUAAUUUUCAAAAUUCAAAUAAUUCUAAUCCAAAUUUAAUUAUCCAGGAAACUCCAAAUUACCCUUCAAUUCAGUGGAAAAAACCAACAAAAUCAAUGUUUCUAGUCCAACAAUUAAUUCGGAAGGGAAUAUCGCCUAGAGGCGUCCUUUCAAUUUUGUAUCCAAUGUAUUCUAUUCCAACAAAUAUACCUGACAUUUGGAUUUUACAACUUUUACAAGAAUUGUGUGAAAUUAGAAGUAGAGAGAAAUUGCCGCAAUGGAAUACUUUUGAGGAUGCUGUGGAAUUAAUUAGGCGUAGUAAAUCAAUAAUGAUUAUAUCAGGAGCUGGAAUUUCUGUUAGUUGUGGAAUACCCGAUUUUCGUUCAGAAAAAGGAAUUUAUGCUCGAUUAAAAGAUGAUUUUCCUGAAUUGCCUGAUCCUCACUCAAUGUUUGAUAUUGACUUUUUUCGUCGUAAUCCUCGGCCAUUUUAUGCUUUUGCAAAGGAAAUUUUCCCUGGCCAAUUCCGUCCUUCCAUUUCUCACAAAUUCAUUAAAUUUUUGGAAGAAGAAGGGAAACUUUUGAGAAAUUAUACUCAAAAUAUUGAUACUCUGGAACGCUUGGCUGGAAUAAAUAAUUUGAUUGAAUGUCAUGGUUUGAAAGGAUUAUUAAUAUUUAUAAAAAAAAUUUUUAAGGUUCUUUUGCUCGUUCAACUUGUUUAA
Messenger RNA from Meloidogyne enterolobii, 992 nucleotides. The record is from the annotation of a GenBank genome assembly. NCBI's taxonomy places the organism in Eukaryota, Metazoa, Nematoda, Chromadorea, Rhabditida, Meloidogynidae.